AACUCCAUGCCGAUUACUGCCGGUCCUCACGCGGUGGAUGAUAGUCCCACCGCCAUACAUCGGGAGGAGAGCUAUACGGGGUUCCUGCUUCCCCCAAUUGAGACCAAACAACGGGCCCUCGAUGAUGUGAUGAUUCCCCCAGAGAAAAUCAACGACUGCUUUGCACUAUUUUUUGAGCACUACUGCCCUAUCGUCCCUGUUCUCAAUGCCGCUAACGACAUCUCACCAAACGCCAUUUACGAAAGAUGCCCCUUCUUAUUCUGGUCCAUUAUCACAGUUGGGUCUCAAAGAUACUAUGAAGAUCCGACCAUCUUUAGCCGCCUGUCGUCGCGAAUUGUCGCCCUCGCCUUUCGAUAUAUUACAGAGAGGUUGACGCCGCUGCACACAAUUGAAGGACUGAUUCUACUAUGCGCAUGGCCAGUUCCAGUCACUCACAUGUAUCGAGACACCACCCAUACGAUCGCUGGUGCGGCACUACAGCUCGCACUCCAGUGUGGUCUGCACAUCGUCGGCGAGGGGCAGGAAUUUGCCCGGACAUACAUACGGGAAAAUGUAGCCGAGAAACGGUAUCGAGCCAACUUGUGGUAUUACUGUCUCAUUAUAUGUCAAAGUGCCAGUAUUGCCGAUGGCCUCCCUCCUCUCAAUGUCUUGGACUCUUUUAGUUUCCCGCGCGGUAGAAAGGAGGUUACAGGCCUCUUGUCAUCACGGCUCUUGUUCCAGACUCGACUGCAUCGGAUUCAAGUGGCUGCCAUCUUUGAGAUCAUGCAAUGCGCGAUGGGCCCGACUAGCGAUAGUAACGCUGUCAAUGCCAUGAUUGACGUCUUCGAUGGACGGGUGCGUGAGUUCGAGUCGGAAUUGUGCGAUGGCUUUGAUGAAUUUGUCCUAAACUCUACACGCCUACAUAUAGCCACUUUUCGGCUCAUGGUUAACCCAGAAGACAUGGACAACUUAGGUAUCAUCAAGCUGUAUUCGAUUUCCAGGAGCGUGAUUGAAGGCGCCACGGAACUGGACAAGAGGAUAGGAUUCAGCGUGUACUCGACCUUUUAUCACUUGCGCUCUCUGCUACUUGCUGCGUCCCUGAUAUUGAAAAUCUCCCGUAGCCACCUAUCGACACAGGUUGAUCUCGUCGGUGGCGAACGCUCCUACUUCUCUGUCAUCCAAUUUGCGAGACGAAGAUCGGUCGAGCCGUCUGAUUUGGACUCAAGAGUCGUCAGUAUCCUGACCCAGCUCUGGUCAAGUCGACUGUCAUCCAAUUUGCGAGACGAAGAUCGGUCGAGCCGUCUGAUUUGGACUCAAGAGUCGUCAGUAUCCUGACCCAGCUCUGGUCAAGUCGAUCGGCCUUCCGGAAUCCUGGCAGUUCCUCAUAUAGUGGCAACCUUAGUCUUCGGCUUCAUAGCCGCUUGACGAUGAAUGCUUUCUUUGACUCCAUGUGGUGGUGGAGGCAUGAAUACAAUCACCAAAAAAACCCUUUUGUCAAAGAGCCCCCAGGCAUCUCUCAAUUCAGUCAAUCUGAUACCGGGGGUGAAUCUCGAGCGCUAUUGGAUACAAGCUUGGUAAGUGUACCAAAUGGCAUACCCGUUCAGGACACGACUUUCUUUGCGAUUCCAGAGCUUGAUGACCUCUAUAUGUCCCUAGUCUGGAGCGGCAGUUAGCCAGAAAUAUGUAACAUGUAUUGUAUUUGACAUCAAUUACGAUUGAUUGAUAUUCUAAGUGUAUAUACGUCCUAAAGAUGAAAGAUGACUGUAACAUGUUUG
Messenger RNA from Talaromyces proteolyticus, 1754 nucleotides. RefSeq lists its product as uncharacterized. Bases 7 to 1314 code for a protein of 435 amino acids. Lineage: Eukaryota; Fungi; Ascomycota; Eurotiomycetes; Eurotiales; Trichocomaceae. Gene Ontology annotation, molecular function: transcription cis-regulatory region binding; DNA-binding transcription factor activity, RNA polymerase II-specific. The record is from RefSeq and is a predicted model, not a curated record. Gene Ontology annotation, biological process: regulation of DNA-templated transcription. Gene Ontology annotation, cellular component: nucleus. The transcript has 5 exons.